Messenger RNA from Alternaria alternata, 908 nucleotides. RefSeq lists its product as hypothetical. Bases 237 to 872 code for a protein of 211 amino acids. The transcript has a single exon. Gene Ontology annotation, molecular function: Hsp90 protein binding. NCBI's taxonomy places the organism in Eukaryota, Fungi, Ascomycota, Dothideomycetes, Pleosporales, Pleosporaceae. The record is from RefSeq and is a predicted model, not a curated record.
GACUGGGCCAAGGGCUGGGGUCGCAAGGGAACGGCGCUACACGGCGAAGGUGACUUGGGUACGUGUGGAUCCCAUCUAUGAGAGAAUGUUGCUGACUCCCGAUAGUGGCAGCCACAGAGGCCUUUGAGGAGGCACUCAAGCUCGACCCAAGCAAUGCUCAAGCAAAGUCCGGUCUCGAUGCUGUCAAGCGCGCAGUCGAGGCAGAGGCGAACGACAGCGGUGCAGGCCUCGGUGGCAUGUUCAGCGACCCUAACAUGAUCCAAAAGCUCGCCGCGAAUCCCAAGACGGCCGCUCUCCUCGGCGAUGCAGAGUUCAUGAGCAAGCUCCAGCAGCUACAGAAGAACCCCAACAUGGCUGGCGCCUUCAUGCAGGAUCCCCGCUUCCUCCAAGUUAUGAGCGUCCUGCUAGGCAUUGACAUGUCGUUCGGUCAGGGACCCGGUGCUGGAGGCGCAGGCGAUGCAGGCGCUAAAGAAGCCGAAGAGGACGUCGAGAUGCCCGAUGCACGACCAGCUCCCAGCCAACCCAAGAAGGAGCCAGAGCCAGAGCCAGAGCCAGAGCCGGUAGAAGAGUCUGAGGAGGACAGGGCUGCGAAGAAGGCAAAGGCCGAGGCCGACGAGCUGAAGAAGAAGGGAACCGAGUUCUAUAAGAAACGACAAUUCGACGAGGCUAUUGAGAACUACAACAAGGCCUGGGAAACACACAAGGACAUCACAUACAAGACCAACCUUGGAGCUGCCAAGUUCGAGAAGGGCGACUACGAAGGCUGCAUUCAGGCUUGUAAUGAGGCUGUCGAGUAUGGUCGCGAGAUCCUGGCCGACUUCAAGAUCAUUGCCAAGUAUGUCACAUUCUGUCUUGCAAUAAUUAUGCGCUAACACUAUGCAGGGCCUUUGCACGCAUCGGUACCGCCU